UUUCAGUCAGUCGUCGACGUGCAGCCAAACCGUUUGGACUUGGCUCUUCUCUGCUCUCUAGGCUCAAGAGCACUAGACCCUCCUAGAGGUCCUCCUCUGAGAGCUUGGAGUGUGCAAUUCAACAAUUGGACUAUUGUUUCAGUUCAGUGGAUUGUUGCAUAUGUGUUAGGAAGCUAAUUAAUUGGAAAUUUUUAACUGAUAGUGCAUUUUUACUAAAAUGUGAGAAAAUUGUGUGAAGAAUUGCAGUUGAAUGGAUCAAGUGAUGAUCACUGUUGAUCAUAGUUCAAACAUGAAUAAAUUAACUCCAGUGAAAGAGUUCAAACUUGAUAAUUUGGUGAAUUGGGAGUGAUUUGUUUGCGUUUUUUCGGCUUUUUGUUUGCUGUUGUAUCUACGAUCUUCUUGGGGAAUCACCAAUUAAGUACAAUCGUUUGCAAAUUUGUUUGAAGUGCCGUUUGGGUGAUUGAUUUGUGACGACAAUCUUCGACAGGCGCCACCGGCCAAAUUUCCCUAUCAGCUGAUUCAACGUCCAUCCGGACAACGAGACGAGUUUAAUUGAAAAAGAGCCCCAUUUGUUCGCGACCAACCUGCCGACGACUGCAUGCCGACUCCUGAGCCGAUAGUCCCGAUAGAAGAAGAGGAAGAUGACGAACGAUACGACGACAGCGACCAACGCCGCCUUCGAUCAUGGCAACUGUAAGAAGCGUGAAUCAUGGCACACCAAUGGCGAUGCAACGGAUCCACCGGGCGGAGGAGGCGGCGACAAAGACGACGGAACUGAUCCCGAUGGUGGAGGAGGCGGCGACGGCGGGGACCAGACAAAAGAAACGACCUCGCUGAAUCCGAAAGGAACGGCGCUAAGCGGGAACAAGGAACGGGCACUCGUGGUAACGCUGACCGGGGAGCGGCGUCGAGAGACAUGGAGCCAGAAGGCCGAGUUUCUGUUGGCGGUCAUCGGCUUUGCGGUGGAUUUGGGCAAUGUGUGGCGUUUUCCGUACAUUUGCUACCAGAACGGGGGCGGUGCAUUUCUCAUCCCGUACUGUAUCAUGCUGCUGUUUGGGGGGUUGCCCCUGUUCUACAUGGAGCUGGCCCUGGGGCAGUUUCAUCGGUGCGGUUGUCUGACCAUUUGGAAACGGAUCUGUCCGGCGCUGAAAGGUGUGGGCUACGCAAUCUGCCUAAUCGACAUCUAUAUGGGAAUGUACUACAACACGAUUAUCGGCUGGGCGGUGUAUUAUCUUUUCGCCUCAUUUAGCACCGAGCUGCCGUGGACGAAAUGCGGCAACCCGUGGAAUACCGACGCCUGCAUGCCGGUAACGUCGUUGGCGAACGCCAGCAGUGGCACUUUGGCCACACUGGUCGGUUCCAAUGUUAGCCUGGCGGUCAACGGAACCAUCGGCCUACUGGGGAAUGUGAGCAGCACCGUGAUAAGCGUUGGCAACGUGGUAGGCGAGGACAUCGUGCGGACCAGCCCGGCCAGGGAGUUCUUCGAGCGCCAAGUCCUGGAGCAGUACAAAUCCGACGGAUUGGAUUUUAUGGGUCCAGUCAAGCCGUCGUUGGCUCUGUGUGUCUUCGGUGUGUUCGUGCUGGUGUACUUUUCGCUGUGGAAGGGGGUUCGGAGUGCUGGCAAGGUGGUUUGGGUGACGGCAUUGGCACCGUAUGUGGUCCUGUUGAUUCUGUUGGCACGAGGUGUGACGCUUCCAGGAGCAGCCGAGGGCAUCCGAUACUACUUAACCCCAGAAUGGCACAAGCUUGGCAAUUCCAGAGUCUGGAUCGAUGCUGCAUCGCAAAUCUUCUUCUCCCUGGGACCCGGUUUCGGAACUUUGCUAGCUCUCUCUAGUUACAACAAAUUUAACAACAAUUGUUAUCGGGAUGCUCUACUUACCAGUAGUAUCAAUUGUCUGACCAGUUUUCUGGCGGGAUUCGUGAUUUUCUCAGUCCUUGGCUAUAUGGCCAACGUUCAGAACAAGUCGAUCGAAGACGUUGGUCUGGAAGGGCCGGGAUUGGUGUUUAUCGUGUACCCGGAGGCGAUUGCCAUGAUGAAGGGAUCGGUGUUUUGGUCGAUAAUUUUCUUCCUCAUGUUGAUAACGCUGGGGUUGGACAGUACUUUUGGUGGCUUGGAGGCGAUGAUUACGGCGCUGUGCGAUGAGUACCCGAGGACGAUCGGUCGGAGAAGGGAGCUGUUCGUGCUGAUACUGUUGGGGCUGAUCUUCAUCUGUGCACUGCCAACGAUGACUUAUGGCGGUGUGUACCUGGUCAACUUUCUCAACGUGUACGGCCCCGGGUUAGCGAUCCUGUUCGUGGUCUUCGUCGAAGCGGCCGGCGUCUUCUGGUUCUACGGCGUGGAAAACUUCUCCGCCGACAUCGAACAGAUGCUGGGCAAGAAGCCGUCGCUGUUCUGGCGCAUCUGCUGGAAGUACAUCAGUCCAACGUUUCUGUUUUGCAUUUUGAUAUUCUCGCUUCUGGGUUACGAGGCCAUGCUGGAGGGAGAGUACAAAUAUCCGGAAUGGAGCGUAGCGGCUGGUUGGAUGCUAACCCUAUCUUCGGUGCUAUGUAUUCCGCUGUACGUCAUCUACAAAUUCAUGAAAAGCGACGGGGGUUGCCGAAGUCGCCUUCGGCAGACGUUCAAACCGGAACCGUUGAUUCCGACGGCUGUGCCCGGACAGAUCUACUCCGGAACUGCCGUCUGACAUGAUUGCGCAAAACGAGGCAAACCGCCGCCGCAAUCGUUGUCGUCGUCGUCGAUGAAUCCCUGUUGCUGCAGCGGCCAUCACUGCUGCUACCAUUGCUUUAAUCGUAUCGAUUCACCAACGAACUGUAGCUGUUCCCCUGAUUGCAACAACUACUACAACUACUACUCCAGCUACAAUAAAGCUACUAAGCAUAAUGAUAGUAAUGUACGUCGUUCCGAUAGUGGUACUGAUAAUGAUAACUUUGAUGAUAAGCUUAGAGUUGGUCAGAUGUUGUUAAGUGUCGAACAAGAUGUACGCUGCUGCAAGAAGCCUAGUGAUAUUGAUAGUACUUACUACUCUAGCUACAACAACGGUGGUAACGGUAACCUAAGCGGACUGUAUUCCGAGUUCAGGACGAAGAAACUGUCGUUUCCUCUGGCCACAGAGUGGCUCGUUUGAUUCCAUUUGCCAAAGAGAGAAAUAUCUACCUUUACGCUGUACUGAUUUUGCCCAAGGACUUCCUAUUUUCCUAGAAUUGAAAGCCAAUUACGGAGUUGUUAUAUUUUUUAUUUUCGUUUUAUACAUAGUUUAGCUUAGUUGGGCCGAACCGUUACAAACAGCCAUAUGUGACGGUUUGGCCAGACUCAAUUCCUCAGUAAUUCAAUACCUCGCUCGAGUUAAGUUCAUAUUUAGCUAUUGAAGUUUAUGCGCAUUUGUUACGCUAGCAAUGUAAAAGAAAAAGAGAAUCUGUUACCAAAAGCAACGAGUUGAUAUUCAUAAUUAUAAGUAUUGUCUAGGAAUUAUGUUAAACUUUUGGGAAUAGGAGUGAUGUAUAGAAGUUUGUUGAAAGAAAUAAAAGAGAGCCGUUACUAAAUCCAAUUGAAUGUAUAAACGAGUAAGCUUUUAUAUAGCUUUAAGCUAGAGAGAAAUAUAACAAGGAAAAUCCCAUUAUAACAAUCAAGCUAUGAAAGAUAGUCUGUUCAGUAGACGCCUAGCUGGCUAAUAAGUGUUUGUAAGAUGUGCUUUUAGACCGAGACCAGUACCGAAAUCAAAUGUUUGUAGUUUUUAGGAAACCUGUACAACGCAUUCAGUAAGUUUUGUUUACUGAAAUUGGAUGAAAACGUUCCUGAAUCAACUCUGAUGUGAGGUUGUUCGAAUGAUACUAGCUGACGUGAGAGCUCACACUGCAAGCAGCCAUUUGCAGUUUGAGCACUUCGGGAAUGAGUACUUAAGCAGGAAGAAGAGGGUGCUCAUGGAACGGUUUUGUUGCUUGAAAUUUUCAGACAAUAAAGAAGACUUUCAUUUGGUUUGCUACCUUUAGAAUAAA
Aedes aegypti (yellow fever mosquito) is the source of this 3993-nucleotide messenger RNA. RefSeq names its product sodium-dependent serotonin transporter. Gene Ontology annotation, molecular function: serotonin binding; serotonin:sodium:chloride symporter activity. The transcript has 8 exons. NCBI's taxonomy places the organism in Eukaryota, Metazoa, Arthropoda, Insecta, Diptera, Culicidae. The record is from RefSeq and is a predicted model, not a curated record. Gene Ontology annotation, biological process: sodium ion transmembrane transport; serotonin uptake. The coding region runs from base 642 to 2684 and encodes 680 amino acids. Gene Ontology annotation, cellular component: neuron projection; membrane.